Messenger RNA from Aspergillus saccharolyticus JOP 1030-1, 279 nucleotides. RefSeq lists its product as uncharacterized. The record is from RefSeq and is a predicted model, not a curated record. The transcript has a single exon. The coding region runs from base 1 to 279 and encodes 92 amino acids. NCBI's taxonomy places the organism in Eukaryota, Fungi, Ascomycota, Eurotiomycetes, Eurotiales, Aspergillaceae.
AUGGCCGAUUCAGCGUCUUCUCCCGAAGUGCGGCAGGCCUUGGAACGGGGUCGGGACGGUCAUACCGAUAAGGCAACGAAUGACAUCUUAGAAGCAGCCAUUACAAGCCUCUGGAAGAAGAUAAAUGCACAGAAGGAUUAUGUGCUCGACCGCGACGAGUUUGCUCUAUUCAAUUAUUUCAUAUAUCGCUACAAGGGCAAUGUUGUUGCACAACGGACCGUCGCACGGUUCUGGGACCAUUACCGAGGCGAUCCGAACGCGACUGGAAGCAAGACAUAG